AUGAGCAUGAUCGACGUGGCACUCACAGGCAUCCCGUUGAGACUGAGCAACGAGACGCAGCUCAGAGGCAGUAGGGCACACGGAGGUAUCACGCUCACGCUUGUGAGCCAGCUUCGCUCUUACCAGGAUUGGGCGUCGAGGAACAUAGGCAUCCGGCACAAGUGUACAUUGCGGAUGGGCGGCUUGAUCACACCUCUACUACGUGCCGUCGGUUUCACCCCCGAUACAGAGGAGGAUGUCGCACCACCCGAGGGGCUCGACCUCGAGUACCUGAGGAACAUCGUCUUCCUGCAGAAGACGUCAGACGACAGACAGCUCCUCUAUCAGUUCCUACAACUUCAGCUCGGCGCUUCCCGCAUGAUGCUUCCCAGCCCCAGCUGGACCACGAUCACAGGAGGGUCCAACGUCGAGUUCAACCCACCUCAGUCCGCUCUUUACACAAGAGAUCGACCGUCCGCCAGAAACUACGCCACACCUCCGGCGACCACACACCGCGGUGAUCGAUCACACGCAGAGCUUGACACCACGCAGACGGACGAGCUCGACCACUUCCACUUCGCGGGCUACACCACCACUGCCAGACAGAGCGCUGGACAGAAGGCGGCUCACCAGCACAUCAUUAUUCUCCAGCGGUGGAACAGGACGCAGGACAAGAUCACCAGCAAGCUCAAGAGCAAGAUGAAGAAGAUGGCUGAUCAGAUCCGUACCAUGCAGGACAAGCUGAGUUGUGUUGCCUCAGCUUCCGGGGGUGUACAAAGGACCGCAGUUGGCCACACCACGACACCACUGGCGGUCGCCCACUACCUCCUAACCCGCCACUCUUCCUUCGAGCCGCGACAACAGCGGAAGAGGCGCCACCAGGAGCACCACACAGCGAGACCGUCAGACGCACGAGUUGACGCUGACUUGCCAUUCCGGCGAUGCAGCUCUGUCUCCAGACAGACGGCUCCAACGGAUCAUCACACUCCGCCGACGAGGGCUCCACCGGACCAGUACGUGCCGUACAGCACGGAGCGAGCUGCGCCUACCACCAUCCCUCCAUACACACACGAGAGCAUGCAGGAGGAUCUCGACGAGAUCAUGCACGACCGUCGUUGA
Messenger RNA from Microthlaspi erraticum, 1098 nucleotides. The record is from the annotation of a GenBank genome assembly. NCBI's taxonomy places the organism in Eukaryota, Viridiplantae, Streptophyta, Magnoliopsida, Brassicales, Brassicaceae.